ACGCGGAGGGCACUUCCGGUUCCGCUGCCGCGGCUGCCACCAUGAUCGGGGAUCUGCUGCUCUGCGGGUGCUGAUGAACGCGGGUGCCGUGCUCAACUUCCGGCUGAAGAAGAAGGAUACUCAGGGCUUCGGGGAGGAGGCCUGGGAGCCGAGCACAGGGGACAACAUCCGGGAAUUCUUGCUGAGUCUCAGAUACUUCCGAAUCUUCAUUGCGCUGUGGAACAUCUUUAUGAUGUUCUGCAUGAUUGUGUUGUUUGGGUCUUGAACGUCAUGGAAGCAUGUACCGGGCGCAGGUGUUCUGUUGUGACUGGGAAGAGGCUUUUGGCUGGAAACGUGACCGUUCUGUAAAGUAAAAUAUUGCAAUAUUUUCAAAAUACCA
This is a messenger RNA of Gavialis gangeticus (Gharial), 379 nucleotides long. It is a transcript of the gene SMIM7, whose product is annotated as small integral membrane protein 7. The transcript has 5 exons. The record is from RefSeq and is a predicted model, not a curated record. Lineage: Eukaryota; Metazoa; Chordata; Crocodylia; Gavialidae. The coding region runs from base 74 to 265 and encodes 63 amino acids.